Molecule: messenger RNA, 1668 nt
Organism: Aspergillus homomorphus CBS 101889
Lineage: Eukaryota; Fungi; Ascomycota; Eurotiomycetes; Eurotiales; Aspergillaceae
Product: MFS transporter
Exons: 3
Coding region: 1-1668 (555 amino acids)
Biological process (GO): transmembrane transport
Molecular function (GO): transmembrane transporter activity
Source: RefSeq, a predicted model, not a curated record
AUGGCUGACAGAGAAGAGCCUCCUCGCAUCACCCAGAUCCCCUAUUGGCGGCUGGUGACCCAGCAGGAUGUGGUGACCCAGGAGAUUAUCGACUAUCCCUACUCGGGAGCGGGCACAGAGGAAGACCCGUAUGUGGUGAACUGGAUCCCCAAUGAUCCUCGCAAUCCCAUGCUUUUCACCCAGUGGACGAAAUGGUCCAUCACGAUGCUGGUAGCUCUGGCCACCCUGGCGGUAUCGCUGGAGUCUUCUGCCUAUACCGGUGGUGUCGCACAAAUCAAAGAAGAAUUCCACAUCGGCACCGAGGUAGCGACGCUGGGCGUUUCGCUGUUCGUUCUGGGCUUUGCUAUAGGGCCUCUGUUCUGGGCACCGCUCAGUGAACUCUUCGGUCGGCAGCUUCUCUUUACCACCACAUACUGUGCCUUGACCGCAUUCAGCUCGGGCGCCGCGGGCGCUCAGAAUAGCUGGACUCUCAUAAUCCUGCGAUUCUUUGCCGGUGCAUUUGGAUCAUCGCCGUUGACCAACGCAGGGGGCGUGAUUGCGGACAUGUUCCCAGCGAAGGAACGAGCCCUCGCAAUGAGUAUGUUUGCGGCGGCACCAUUUCUAGGCCCUGUCAUCGGCCCGAUUGUCGGAGGGUUCCUGGGCAUGGCCGCAGGCUGGCGAUGGGUGAUGGGCCUCCUAGGGGCUUUCUCUGGGUUUGUCUGGAUUCUAGGUACCCUGCUCAUCCCCGAGACAUACGCUCCUGUGCUCCUGCGCCGUCGCGCGGCUAAGCUUUCAACAAUCACGGGGAAGAUAUAUCGCAGCAAAGCCGAAAUUGAUCAGGGAAAGGUCGAUCUUAAGAAGUCAUUCAAGAUCGCCUUAUCACGCCCGUGGCUCCUCCUAUUUCGUGAACCGAUUGUUUUUUUGCUAUCGUUAUACAUAGCUAUCCUGUAUGGAACACUGUUCAUGCUGUUUGCCGCAUACCCAAUUGUGUUCCAGCAGGUUCGUGGGUGGAAUCGGGGCGUGGGGGCGCUGCCGUUCCUCGGCAUUAUGGUCGGGAUGCUGAUCGCCGUCGUGUACACCAUCUUCGACAACAACAUGCGGUAUGUCAAAAACCAGCAGAGGAACGGCGGUGUUGCAUCUCCGGAGGCACGAUUGCCGCCCUGUAUACUGGCAUCCAUCACAAUCCCGAUCGGCUUAUUUUGGUUUGCCUGGACAAACUAUCCGUCAAUCCAUUUCAUGGCAUGCAUAGCAGGAGGCGUCCCCUUUGGCUUUGGCAUGGUUCUUGUCUUUUUGGCAGUCAACAACUACCUGAUUGACGCAUAUACCAUCUAUGCGGCCUCAGUGCUGGCGGCCAAUUCAGUUCUGCGGUCUGUCUUCGGGGCGGUCUUUCCCCUGUUUACGACCUAUAUGUAUCAGGCGCUGGGCAUUCACUGGGCCUCCUCUAUUCCGGCAUUCUUGGCCCUGGCAUGUGUCCCGUUUCCAUUCUUGUUCUACAAGUACGGAGCAGCUAUUCGAAAGAGGUGCAAGUUUGCGGCUGAGUCUGAUGUGUUCAUCCGCAAGAUGCACGAGCAGGUCAAACAACAACCAAAGGCGGGUGAAGAAGAGAAGAAACUCAAGGAAUCAAAUGCCGCCGAGCCCUAUCCACCGAGCCAGAAAACCGACGAUACCGAUAAGACAGUCGGCGCGUGA